This is a messenger RNA of Malassezia restricta, 5559 nucleotides long. RefSeq names its product nuclear pore complex protein Nup98-Nup96. The transcript has a single exon. Gene Ontology annotation, cellular component: nuclear pore cytoplasmic filaments; nuclear pore. Gene Ontology annotation, molecular function: structural constituent of nuclear pore. Gene Ontology annotation, biological process: post-transcriptional tethering of RNA polymerase II gene DNA at nuclear periphery; RNA export from nucleus; protein import into nucleus. Lineage: Eukaryota; Fungi; Basidiomycota; Malasseziomycetes; Malasseziales; Malasseziaceae. The coding region runs from base 1 to 5559 and encodes 1852 amino acids. The record is from RefSeq and is a predicted model, not a curated record.
AUGUUUGGAGCCUCUUCAUUUGGUGGCUUUGGCCAGCAAAAUCAGCAGGGUAUGAGCAACCCUAGUCAGCCUGGCACAGGCGGUGGGGGCAUGUUUGGGCAGCCUGUGAAUCCAACGGGCAGUGCGUUCGGCACGCCGGCUUUUGGUCAGCCAGCGCAGACAAGCGCGACGCCUGCUUUUGGAGCAGCUACGCAGACGCCCGCCUUCGGUGCUACGCCGUCUGUGCAGCAGCCCCAAAUGUCGACACCCUUUUCUUUUAAUCAGUCCUCUUCAAGCACGUUUGGUGCACCUAAGCCAGCUACGACGGGCUUUGGCUCAUUCGGUGCUGCAUCGACUCAGCCCACGACUUCCUUUGGAUUUGGCGGCGCCACAUCGACGCCAGCGCAGCCGCCAACAACUAGCGCAUUUGGGUCCAUGCAGCCAAGCACGGGCUUUGGUCAAAACAACACCACAUCUUUCUUUGGUCAACAGCCCACUACGACCUUUGGUGGUUUUGGUGCUAGCACGAGCAUGGGUGGUCCCCAAACUGUGACGCAAGGAUCUGCGACUGUGCCAUACACUCCCUUUCGUGAGGACAUGACUCCCAAUGAACCCAAGCCACACGCUAAAACCUUUGAGGUUCACCAGUCUCUCACGUCGAUGCCUGCAUACCAAAACAUUAGCCCUGAGGAGCUGCGCCUUAUGGACUAUAAUCAAGGUCGUGGUAAGGGCGUGACAGGCCCAACACCCUCGGUAGGUGCGCCUUCCUUCGGCUUUGGUGCACAGCAGGGGAUGGGUACGUCAACCCCUGCCUUUGGACAACAGCCACAGCAGCCUGCGACCACCAAUGUAUUUGGUCAGCCGCCAUCGACAGGAUUGUUUGGUCAGCCCAACAACAAUGCCAUGGGCACGACAUCCAUGUUUGGCGGUCCAUCGAACACCAGCACAUCGACAGGUGGCUUGUUUGGUGCCAACGCUAAUAAGCCCAGUGCAUUUGGUGCAUCGACUUCGACUCCCAUGUUUGGACAAGCGAACCAGAACAACAAUACGAGCGGUGGUCUCUUUGGCAACUCCACGCCUGCCCAGCCAGCUGCUGGUGGUUUUACGUUCGGCGCCAAUAACAACCAGCAGCAGCCGUCAACGGGCUUCAGUUUUGGUGCCAACAACACCCAGGCCCAAAAUAACCAACCCAAGCCGCUCUUUGGUGGAUUUGGCUCCUCGACAACACAGCCAUCGCAGCCAUCGACUGGUUUCACAUUUGGCUCGUCGACAACGCAGCAGCCAGCCACCACUGGCUUCGGCGCACCGUCGACAGGUGCGACGGGUGGUGGCUUUUCGUUUGGAGCGAACAAUGCUACUUCACAGGCUAAGCCUGGCGGUCUGUUUGGCAGCUCAACGACAACGCAGCCAUCCACGUUUGGCUCUUUUGGAUCCACCAAUACGGCAGCGUCGACGCAGCAAAAUAAGCCAGCAUUUUCGUUUGGUAACCUUGGCCCGAAUACUGGCACUACCAGCACGCCAGCUUUUGGUGCACCAAACAACGCCGCAGGUACGGGCGGUGGUCUGUUUGGCGCAAAGCCUGCUGGUUCCACGGGCACAGGCACUGGCUUCAGCUUUGGCCAGUCCAAUACAUCGACUCAGCCACCAGCCACGACGGGUUUCGGUGCGCAAAACAACACGACGGGCACGGGCGGGGGUCUCUUUGGCGCCAAGCCCGCAGGCAGCUCGCUAUUUGGCAAUCCAGCCCCUAGCACGACACAACCAAGCACGACUGGUUCCACGUCACUGUUUGGCCAGUCGACGACGCAGCCUGCACAGCCCGCAGCGGGUGGCUUGUUUGGCAGUAAUGCACCCAAGCCCGCUUUUUCGUUUGGAUCUUCGACGGCACCUGCCACCACCGGCACUACAAACACUACGACCACUGGCGGUGGUGGUCUCUUUGGUCAGAGUCAGCCUGCGCCGUCGACGAACACUGGCACGAGUCUAUUUGGUGCGCCGAAGCCUCUAGGUGCGUCGCUGCCAGCUCCGUCGAAUGUACCAGCACUACCUGCGCAGCCACCGACCCUUACGACGAACCCUUACGGCACUGAUGCGCUGCUCUCGAGCGUCUCGAGCACAUCUGCUGCCGCGAAUCAGGCACCCCUACCGUUUAAUGUGGCACCCAAGAACAAACCGCCCCUAGUAUCGCCGUUCCGCUCAUCCCCACGAAAUGCUGUGCGCGUGACACGUUUGCGUGGCUCGACACCAGGACUCGAUGUGUCGCGGAGCAUGCGUGAAGGCACGCCGAGUGAUCGAGCCACGCCUUUGAGAGCCGGCAGUGUCAGUCUCUUCCACCAACCGAGUGACGCAGCGACGCUCUCGCCACAGGCAUUUAUUCCACGCUCCACGUCGAAGAGACUUGUCUUGGAUGGUGACACGAGUAUCUCGCGCUCACCUAGUGUGCUGCGCGAAGGCACACCGCGUGCAUCUGUGGCACCACGCGCUCGGUUUUCACCGGCUGUUGAAAAGGUCGUGGUGGGCAACACGAGUCAGGUGGGUGCUGGCGGCGAUCCAGACUCGUCUGUCGUCCUGCCCGUCCGCGAGCCAUCGUUCGCAUCGACGCCACCCGCACCACGGGCCAAAAGUGUGCGUCCCACGCAGCACGGCGACUAUUAUAUGGAACCGUCGCUUGCGACGCUGCGUUCCAUGCCAUUUGAUGAGCUCUCGUGCGUGGCUCAUUUCGUGGUAGGCCGCGUCGGCUUCGGACGCGUCGAGUUCCUGGAGCCUGUGGACCUGACGAGUGUGCCGAACCUAAGCUUUGUGGCUGGUGGUGUCGUUCAGCUUCGCGCGAAAGAGUGUUUCGUGUAUCCGCAAGAAGAAGACCUGGACACGGAUACGCCGCUCGACGGCUUGCUGCCCAAUUACACGCCUGUGCCCAAGGCGGCCCUCGGCACCGGUCUUAACGUGCCUGCUGUCGUGAGUCUCGAGGGAUGCUGGCCAUUGGAUCGCGCUACGCGUGAGCCUUUGCGCGAUGAAUCUUUGCCACGAGUCAAGCAGCACAUCACCAAACUUCGCAACAAAAAGGAAACGACAUUUGUGUCGUACGAUGCCGAGAGUGGCACGUGGACGUUCGAGGUGCAGCACUUUUCCCGCUACGGCCUGGAUGACUCGGACGAGGAGGACGAACCCAUCGAAGAGGAAGACGACGAUGUCGUUCCACCACCCAUGAAACUGGGCGAUGAGAGUGAUAGCGGCUCGAGUGCAAUGCGUGAGAGUGAGCUCAUGAGUGGGGAGGAAGAAGAUGCACCUGAAACGGAUGUGUGGAUGCCCGCCGUCCGUGACACUACGUCGCCGGCGGCGCGCCGCUCCAUGACGCCCUUCACGGCGUCGCGACUCGAUACGCCGAACAUGCCAGAAGCCCGCAAGGUCCAAGUGAUGCGCGCGAGUUUUUUUGGGCAGGCGCCUCCGACGCCCGGACCAGUCGGAGGCGUGACAUCGAUCGCCGGUCCACCUGCCCCGCAGCUCAUCGAGCACAAAGAGGAGCAUGAGCCCAUGACAGAGGAAGUGAAGGACGUGGAGCCUGAGCCUGUGGCGCUCACGCGUGUCGAGUCUGGUGCAUCCGUGCUGAAUACGGCACUGUGUGCGGAUCCCGGGCUGUACCUCGCGCCCAGCUUCCGUGUUGGCUGGGCGAGCAUGGGCGCCACGCUUGCCCACAACGGCUCAUGGCACGACCUGCCACGGCCGUCGUGGACACAGGUGCACAUCGAUCGCUUGCCCGUGUACAAGACUGCCGAGGAUCGACACGCGACGAUGCAAACGGCUCGCAAACUUUUGCACAUACAGCUCGCGAGCACGAACAUUACGACAUCCGACGCUGGCGUGCCGUGCGUGGCGUUUGAGCCACACACGACAUGUGCACGUGUGGCGCAACACUAUGCUGCGGACGACAAGCAGUAUGCUGCGCAGCUUUGGCACCUCGCCAGUGUGCUUUUUGAUCCCAUCGACCUGCAGUUGCCGGACGAUGCCUCCGACGCUUGGGUCGCCAGUGUUCUGCAGCGCCGACGCAAAGCGGCGUUCUCGACAUGGCUCGAACAUGCUGUGUCGCUCUCCGUUCAAGCCGAAGUGCGUUCGCACGUGGCAGCAUCGCGGCACACGGAGCUCAUCUUCUCGCUGCUAAGUGGUCAUCAAAUCGAGCAGGCAGCUGAUGCAGCACUCGAUGCGGGGCACGUGCGCCUUGCGACGCUGGUGGCCCAAGCUGGUGGUGCGCUAGAGACGCGUGCGGAUAUCCAGGACCAACUGGAUACGUGGCACGCCGAGGGCGCGGAUGCGGAUAUGCAGCACGCCCUGCUGCGUGUGUAUGAACUGUUGGCAGGCCAGGUCGUGAGUGCCAGUGUGUCUGGUGCUCGUGCCCGAGACAAGCAUACGAUUGCGAUGGCGCGUGGCUUGGACUGGCGCCGAGCGCUGGGACUGCAUGUAUGGUACGGCACGCCAUGGGAAUCGAGUCUCGAUGCGAGUGUGCGGAGCUACGAGGAGGCACUGCGUACGUCCGCAGGCGAGACGGUGCCGCCCUUGCCGAGGUACCAGGCUGACGCUCAGCUUGGCGUGCUGAAACAGCGCGAGUUGGCACAGCGCACCGGCGCACCGCGUGAUGCCUUGUACGAGCUGCUAAAACUGCACGUCGAUGCAUCGUACCCGUUGGAGCAUGCCCUGGAUCCACGCAAUGUCGGGCCCAGCGCACUGGACCACACGCAUUCAUGGCAUCUGGGCAUGUACCUCGCCCGUGCGCUGGAAGUGCGCACGUACCAGGAUGCCCGUGUGAUGGAGCGCCUAACGACGCUGUAUGCGACGCAGCUCGAAGAUGCCCACGACUGGCACUGGGCUGCCUAUGUGCUACUGCAUCUGACCGACGAGGGCACCCGGGCUGAGGCAGUGCGGGCGCUGCUGGCCCGGCACGUCGAUGAUCUCGAUACACAUGCGUCCUUCCUCACAACUACCCUCCAUGUGGAUGAGGCGUGGCUCUGGCAGGCCCGGGCGUUGGCCGCUCAUGCUCGGUGCGAUUAUUACGCAGAAUACGAGUGCCGUCGGAAUGCACACGACUUGUCCGGCGCGCACGCCGUGGCAGUCCGAUACCUUGCGGCCGAGUCGUUCCUGCGUGGAGAUACGCAGAUGUUGAUGGAUUUAUUCCGCCCGAUGGCAGAAGAGGCCGAGAGCCAAGGUGCGACAGCCAUCCGGGGCUGGAACGAAGGCGGACGCGUUUUGCUUGACUUUGCCUCGCUGCCGCAUCUCCUGCCACCGCUCCUGGCCAAGGCUCAGGCGGGUACACUCGAGGCAUCCGAGCGCCAUACGCUGCAACAGGCCACGGUGCGCACGCACGAGCUCAUGGAUCGCGUGCCGCUGCUGUACCCCGACACCAGCGACCUAAUGAGCACGGUAGCUCGAUCUGAGAUGCUGGCUGUCCUGCAAAAUUUAUCGCGCUUGCUUGCGAGUGAAGCAGGUGCUCCAGAACCGAUCCGGCACUGGACUCCAUCUCAUCCGCCUGAAGUCGAGCAAUUGCAGGCGGCAGCGCGUGACUUUAGCUCGUCGAUGUUGGCGUGUCUAUAG